Molecule: messenger RNA, 645 nt
Organism: Prorocentrum cordatum
Lineage: Eukaryota; Dinophyceae; Prorocentrales; Prorocentraceae
Source: the annotation of a GenBank genome assembly
AGCUGCCUUGGGACCAAGCUCCUGCUGUCCCUUGCAGCGGCCGAUGGAUCAGGAUCCUCACGUCGGACGUGGCACCAACGCUGGCGAAGACAGAUCGCCCAGUGGAUGCGCCUGCAGGAGAACUUCGACGAGCAGCACUCCGAUGAGUAUGAGGACUGUACCGACUCCGAAUCUGAUGUCGAAGCCGACAUCGCCACCGGUUCCGCCGUUGCUAAGGCCGUGUUCAAGAUGCGGGGUUGCUUCAGCUCAUGGGCUAUGCCAAGACGACCGCAAAAUUUGAAUGCGCUUGGAUAUGAUACGCUGUCAGCUUCUGAUGGAACUACGCGAAUUUAAUCCAGCAUUCAGUCACCAAUACACUGUCCAGCUAGCAGAUCGCCUGCAGCCUACUUUCAGUGAGUGCACCCUGUGGAGAGCAUUCAGAUCUCUUUGGGUCCCUCCGUGUCUUCCACCCUCAUGUGUCCUUGCCAGUAUCUUUCAUAUUCGAUGCAGCACCUAAGCCAGCAAGGGAACGAGUUGACGUAGAUACUGUCGUCUAGCCUUCUCUCACCCUGGCGGGUGCUGAUGGAUAGCCUUCUGGAUCAUCUCGGCAACUUGUUUGGCACCGUUUGCGUACUGGAAGGGUCCAGGGAGGGUAGCAAGGAAUGG